UGAUCGACGACCUGCGACCAUGGCGCGCGGCCCGAAGAAGCACCUGAAGCGCAUCAAUGCGCCCCGGCACUGGAUGCUGGGCAAGAUGGACGGCGCCUUCGCGCCGCGGCCGUCGACGGGCCCGCACAAGCUGCGCGAGUGCCUGCCGCUCGUGCUGAUCCUGCGGAACCGGCUCAAGUACGCGAUCAGCGGCCAGGAGGCGAAGCAGAUCUGCAUGUCGAAGCACGUCAAGGUCGACGGCAAGGUGCGCACGGACCCGACCUACCCCGCGGGCUUCAUGGACGUCAUCUCCAUGGACGCGUCCGGCGACCAGUUCCGCCUCAUGUACGACACCAAGGGCCGGUUCACGCUCCACCGCAUCUCCGACGAGGAGAAGGGCUACAAGCUCUGCCGCGUCAACGCCGUCUACGUGACGGCGAAGAAGAUCCCCGUGCUCACGACCCACGACGGCCGCACGGUGCGCUACCCGGACCCGUCCGUCGCGGUCCACGACACCGUCAAGCUCGACAUCGCGACGGGCAAGAUCGUGAGCUUCCAGAAGUUCGAGGUCGGCAAGACCUGCACGAUCACCAAGGGCCGCAACACGGGCCGCGUCGGCACCAUCAUGACCGUCGAGAAGCACCCGGGCUCCUUCGACAUCGUCACCGUCAAGGACGCGUCGAACCACACGUUCGCGACGCGCCUCGGCAACGUCUUCGUCAUCGGCAAGGACGACGACCUCGACGUCACGCUCCCCAAGGGCAAGGGCAUCAAGCUCACCAUCAUCGAGGAGCGCACGAAGAAGCUCAAGUCCUCCAACUAGGCGCCCGCGGCGGCGGUUGCGCGGGACUCGCCGCGGCGCCCGCGCCGCGGGGCGCGGCGAACCACUCUAAACCUCUCGAA
Molecule: messenger RNA, 882 nt
Organism: Aureococcus anophagefferens
Lineage: Eukaryota; Pelagophyceae; Pelagomonadales; Pelagomonadaceae
Exons: 2
Coding region: 20-802 (260 amino acids)
Biological process (GO): translation
Cellular component (GO): cytosolic small ribosomal subunit; ribosome
Molecular function (GO): structural constituent of ribosome; RNA binding
Source: RefSeq, a predicted model, not a curated record